AUGUGGCAAACAUGGUCUUCCCGAAUUACAGCAAAGAACUCGCACAACAACAACAACAACACUAAAUCAUCAACCAAAUCAGCACUAGCUCCCACCGGAGUAAAGGCUCCGAGCCCAAAAAAUCCUCUCUUCUUUGAGAGUCAGCAACAUCAAAUUUUGAAGAAUGCACUCUCAACCCGACAACAUCCGAUCAAUAAUACUUCAUCAAAACGGAAUAUUCAUCAACAACGACCACAACUUCCCUCCCGCUAUAAUAAUGACGGUGAUGAUAAUGACGAUGAUGAUGAUGAGGAAGAUAUUGUGUUUAAUCCGCAAUUUGCCAAUUUCAUCUCAUUAGAGAAAGAUAACUCACAAAAAGAUUUCUAUGAUGAUGACAAUGAAGACAAAGCAUUACAACCAUCAUCAACGAGUAAUAAUUUAGUGCUGGAUAAAACCAGUCCGUUGAACAGUCAAGAGAAAGAUAUUAUUGAACACUUUUCUAACAAAAUUAUUGCUAAUUCGCAACAAAUUUCUUCCAUCAAGAUUGGAGACCGUAUGGUUGAUGAGAAUGAGGAUGAAGACAAUGAUAAACGACACCACAACAAUACUCGGCGAUCAUCUCCAAUGAUAUCAAGUAAAGCUUUGUUCACACCACCCUCUAAAAAGAGCAGUCAAAACAAAAAAUCGAGCUCCACUUCAAAAUUAAUAACUGAUGACGAUGACAACAGCUCAGAUAGUCUUUCCAUCAAUGAUGACGAUUUUGAAAAAUAUUUUGGAAGCUCACCAAGUUUAAAUUCAAGUAGUAGCACGAAGAAAAAGAAGACCUCUUCAGCCUCAUCGAAGAGACGAAAGAAAACAACCAAGCAGCUUCCAGACAAAAUUUCAGGAAUUUAUCAUUCUGAUGAGGACGAAAUCGAUCAAGAUGUUGAAAGUCUUAAUGAAAUUAUGAAUUUUGACAAUGAGGACUCUCAACCGCGAGUGGUCAACACAACUGAGAACGACUCGUCAUCCUCUACCGCUACCGAGUCGACUAAUUCAUAUUCAAACGAAUUUUCUCAACCCCUUACUCCACCAGAGAGAACAUACAAGGCAACUAAGAAAAAACAAACCUCUCAAGCCUCCGUCAAAAGCAAAUCAUCCCUAAACACUUCCAAGUACUUCACUCCUCAUUCUUCAACCGCACAGACAUCAUCUGCCAAAAGAAAAUCAGCAGCUGCCACACUCACUGGUUUGUCUUACCAUUUACCAAAGGAAAUCGAAGAUGAAGAUGAUAUUGGUGAUUUUUCUGAUGAGGAGAAUGUCACAAUGGGGGGAUCUUCGAAUGGUGCCUUUUUUUCCAAUCUUCCUCAACAUUCGAGUUUAAACUCCUCCACAAUGCAGCAACAUGUUCACAACAACAACAAACUCUCAACAAUUACAGCCACUUCCAAGUCAAAGUCACUCAUUAAUGUCGAUGAUUUGAUUGCAAGUGACAGUGACAAUGAAGAAGAAACAACUGAAGAAACUACCACAAGCUCAGAAAUGGAUCAGCGUUUCAGUCAAAUGGUUGCAGCAGCACAUACUCCCCUUUCUCAACAACCGGUGCAAACAACCCCUGCUAGGACCUCAUCAGUUGUGACCUCCUCUGCCUCCAAAAACACAAGCACCUCCAAGAAGACCAACACCGAUAAUGUGCAUAAGGACAUUAUUUUGUCAGGGGAGGAUGGUUUUGAUCUCGAUGAAAGAUUGAAAGGAAUUAGAAGGAAAAGUGUUCGUCAAUCAAUCCAUGAAAACGAAGUUGAACGAUUAUUAUUCAGUAACAACAAUAGACAGAGAAGAGGAUCGUCUUCUCUUGAGAAUACUGAUGACAUGAUUGAGGAUGAAAAUCCGACUACUGCUACUUCUGUGAUCUCUCAUCCAAGCCAAAGUGGCACGAGUUGGUUAGAUAACAUUAGAAAAUCCUCAAAGCAACCGCAACAACAUGUCUCUUCAUCAGCACAAGGCAUUUCUCUCUCACAACAAUCGAAUCAGGGUAAUAAUGAUCAAUUCUUUUCUCAGUGGGACCAUCUGAAAAAAAUUCUCUCCACACGUUCACAAGGUCGCUUUGUUUCCAAACUUAAAAGAGCUAUCAAUGGAGGUAUGAAUGAGAAAGUAUUUCAACGAUUCAGUUCAGAAAUUAAUUUGAGUCAACAACCUGUCAAAGAAGGACUUGUACUCAAGAUUCUCACGUUCAAUCAAGCUGCAUCUCAGGUAUAUCCUCAUCUUGUGAUUGGUAUUUGUAAAAUAUUGAGCCGACCUCACUCCUCAGAUAAUGAACGAUUGGAUCAAGUUCUAUAUGAGAAUGAUUUCAUUGACGUCUAUUUUGCAAAGGAAAUGAAGGAAAAAUGGAAUUUGAGACUUGGAAGUGUUGUCGAAAUUUCAACUCUUUUCCAUAUCACUCCUCCACAAGAUUUGUCAAAUUUAGGUCAACCUUCUCAAUACAAUGAACCAAUUUUCAUUUACAGACCUAGACCUGUAUUGAGCUAUUUCUUUGAGAUGAAAUGUAAAUCUCAGACCUCCGAUAUGAACGAACUCGCUCAAGACAUUAAGGCUCUUCAAACCAAAUUUAAUUAUCCAAUGUUGUCCUCAUCGUUGCCAAGUCAUAAUGACGUACAACAAAGAUCCAUGAUGGUAGAGAAUGAACAGGAUGGAUCAGUAUCAUCAUUACCUUCAACUCCUCCCAGAUCAAGCAGCAAAUCACGAACGAACACACCACCUGACUUUCUCACGCCCUCUCAUGUUCGUCAAAGAAACGCCAUUGCAACGCCAAAGAGACUUGACUUUAGUGGAGACAAUCAAGAUACUUCCUCAACCUUUGAACGAAAUUAUCAUCUAAUUUCAAGAAUUGCAACCGGACCUCUCACGAAGAAAUUUGAAUCUGUCUACAAAUAUCUUCACUCUUCAUUUUUCCCUUCCUAUUAUUUGAAUAUUGAAGGUGUCAUUCAGAGAGUUUGGAGUUUUGAUUUCAUCAAGCAUGCUGUUGUAACGAAUCACAAGACUGUUAGCAUUCCGCAAUUGACAAGCGAUGAAGCUCAACUCUCAAAUACUGUACUCAUCCAAUGCGUCUCCACAAAGAGUCUCUGUAUUUUAUUAUUACCAUCAGGAGAUACAGAAUAUUCAUACUGGCGAUCAAUAUUUGAUUACAACAUUUCACAAGGCAAGGUCGUUCAAUUCAAUGUAUGCUCCUUUAAGGACCGUGUAUAUAUUGGUCCAGAGGAUGAGUUGUACAGUAUUAUUGCACCAAUGUAUCAUCACAAUCAGCAACAACAAGGAAUCAUGACAGACCCGCAACACAGUCAAAGAUCAACAUGCUCUGAAAGCUCAUCAACAAAUCCUCUCAUUCCUCUCUAUUUCUUUACUACAAACUCUCAACAUAGUACCUGUAAAUAUGUCAUUCCAAACAAUUACUCAAUACAUCAUAAUGCAGGAGGAAUCAUUCAACCAAGUUAUUGUGACAGUGAACCAUCUUCUCUAUUGCUUGAUCCAUUAUUAGAAAAUAUUUCUCCUUACUCCUCUUACAGACAUCAACUAUUCUAUAGUUUUGAACAACCCAUUUCAGGCGACACUCAACAAUCCAAUGGUGGAGUGGAGGAUGUCAUGAUUAUUGAUGAGGAUAAUGAGAGAGGAGGCAAAUUGAGAAUGCAUCGAUGUGACAUUGAAGGAACGGUAUUGUUUAUUAAGGAAACAGACCAAGUACCUUGGAGCGAAACGCAGAACUCCCUGAUUCAAAAUGAGCACGAAAAUACUUUAUUCACUUUGUACUUACUUCAGAAGCAUUCGAGCAUGAUAUUGAAAUUGGACAGCAUCGUUCCAACAGGAUCUUCCGUUUUGUACUCCAUCGCUAAAUCCAUUCAAACAAACAGUGAGAUUAUUUUACACAAUGUUUUAGUGAGAAGACAUUCGACCGAAAAAGAAGCAAUUCACACAGAAUUAAUUCUUGAUAAAUUCUCGAUACUGUAUCUGCCAAAAGAUGACAACACGGAUGCUACGUCGUCAGCAGGAGAAGGGAAUUAUAAUACCACCAAAAUCUUGGAUUUGACUCAAACUCUUCUACCAUACUGUGUGAAACCGAGAGGAAUGGAUCAACAAAAGAAACAUAUUCACCGAAUGAACGAUUCUACAGCAGUCAAAGCUCUCGAAUACGAAUACACCUGUACAAAGAAUUCAAUAGGGUUGGUUGAAGGAUAUGUCACGGAGAUACUGGAAGAGCCGAAUCGAGGCCCAACCAUUUCAUUGUGUCCACAUUGUCAUCAAUCUCUCCAGGAUCAUCAUGAUUUUCCAAAUUGGAGAGAAACAGAGGAAGGACACAGAAUGUGCAUGCAAUGUUUCACCACAUUCACCAAGCCACAAUUUGAGCUUUAUUUCAGAGUUAAAGUUGGAUCCAAUGUUGUGCUUACUCUGGACACUUUGGCCAUUCAACAAAUGUUCGCCUACAAACAAACAACCAAGCAAAACAAGAAAUUACCAGUAUCAGGAAAUGAGACCUACAAGCAAGCAAGGGAUUUAGUGUUGAAUCAUCACUUACGAUUUUUGUGUCAUUGUGACGCAGUAGUAGAGAAUGGUUCGGAUCCUAAAUCCGUCCAUGAAGAAAAAACUAUUUCUCCUUGCUAUCAUUUUUCGAUUGUUCAUGGAGUGAGAGUGUGA
This is a messenger RNA of Naegleria fowleri, 4641 nucleotides long. RefSeq lists its product as uncharacterized. Lineage: Eukaryota; Heterolobosea; Eutetramitea; Acrasida; Naegleriidae. The coding region runs from base 1 to 4641 and encodes 1546 amino acids. The transcript has a single exon. The record is from RefSeq and is a predicted model, not a curated record.